This is a messenger RNA of Rosa chinensis, 1087 nucleotides long. Its product is annotated as peroxidase A2. The transcript is spliced from 5 exons. Gene Ontology annotation, molecular function: peroxidase activity; heme binding. The record is from RefSeq and is a predicted model, not a curated record. Gene Ontology annotation, biological process: response to oxidative stress; hydrogen peroxide catabolic process. Lineage: Eukaryota; Viridiplantae; Streptophyta; Magnoliopsida; Rosales; Rosaceae. The coding region runs from base 1 to 1035 and encodes 344 amino acids.
AUGGCCUCUAUACUAGUGUGUAUUUGUGCAAUUGCUAUUUCAAUCUAUAUAGGAUAUGGUGAGGCUCAGCUGACCCCGACGUUCUACAAUGAAGCAUGCCCCGAUGUGAAUCUCACUAGCAUUGUCCGUGGAGUCAUUCAGGAAGCUUUGCAGACGGAUCCACGCAUCGCUGCAAGCCUCAUUAGGCUUCACUUCCAUGAUUGCUUUGUCAAUGGUUGUGAUGCAUCAAUUUUGCUGGACAACAGUAGCAGUGUCGAUGGCAUAGACAGUGAGAAAGCAGCCUUUCCGAAUGUUAAUUCAGCGAGAGGAUUUGAUGUUGUGGACAAGAUUAAGACUGCAUUGGAGAAUGCUUGUCCCAGCACGGUUUCUUGUGCUGAUAUUCUUGCCAUUGCAGCAGAAGAGUCUGUUUCUUUGUCUGGAGGCCCCUCAUGGACAGUACUGCUAGGAAGAAGGGACGGAACAACAGCAAACCGAACCGCUGCUAAUGAAGCCCUUCCAGCUCCCACUUCAAACCUUGAUGUACUCAAGUCCAAGUUCUCAGCUGUAGGCCUAAACACCACCGAUCUGGUUGCACUAUCCGGUGCUCACACAUUUGGACGCGCCCAGUGUCAGUUUUUCACUGAUCGAUUAUACAACUUCAACAACACAGGGAGUCCUGACCAAACCUUAAACUCGACCUACAUAGAAACCUUGAGUGACAUAUGCCCACAAAAUGGGAAUGGGAGUGUCCUGGCCAAUUUUGAUCCCUCAACACCUGAUAGUUUCGACAGCAACUAUUUCUCUAAUCUUCAAGUUCAUAAAGGUCUACUGCAAAGCGACCAAGAGCUGUUUUCGACUAGCGGGGCUGAUACCAUUGACAUAGUUAACAACUUCAGCGUUAAUCAGACCACAUUCUUUGAGAGCUUUGUGGAAUCGAUGAUUAAAAUGGGGAAUAUAAGCCCCUUGACAGGAACUGAUGGAGAGAUUCGAUUGAACUGCAGUAGGGUUAACGAAGAUUCAUUUGGAUCAUCUGCUGCUUUGCUAGCUGAGUACUAAACUACUCAUAAGAAGCUAAGGCUACCUAGUUACACUAGCUAGUUGAGCUUUA